UUACACUAUUGAAGUGUUAUUACUAUUAUGCUUCUAGUUAUUAAAAAAUACAAAAAAUUUAGUAUAAAGCCGACCCAAGCUGUUUUAGUUAAAGGUUUUCUUUCUUCUAAGUCCGGUGCAGGCAGUCCUUUUGAUCUUCACGAUGCGGAAGUCAUCUCUUUAGUCAAGGAGCCCUACAAUGCAUUGAGUUGCCGGAGUUAUGAGGAAAAAGUUGUUAAUAUUAAAUCUCGAGUCAAGACGCCUCAGUCUCUCUUAAAAUAUGCUUUUGACAAAUUUCCUUAUCCUGUGGAUAAACUGUUAUUCGAUCAACUUAAGUUAUCUACUAUUUCUUUUUUGAGUACUGAUCUUUACAAACUUCCGAAGUCCACAUCCUUCAACGGGGUUAUAUCUUUUGAAAGUAAAGCCAGCCUUCCCACCUUGUUUCUUGAAGAAUCACUAGUUAAAGCUUUGGCUGUCUUUGCUAACGCUAACUUUCUGGCCAUUGACUCUUGGGACAUGUACGACUGGGAUAAGUGGGAAGGGGCCCACAGAAAGGCGCUGGAAAAGCAGAAAAAAGAUCCAUCUGUUUCUUUGGGGUCACCAGAUUUACCGCCUCCCUCGACUUUACCGCCUCCGUCGGCAUCCCUGCCGCAGCCCACCUGCUCUCUUCCGCUCCUUCCACCUAUAUCAGGAGCAAACAUCCCAGCUGCAGCAGCCGUCGCCUUACCCUUUCCUGUCCCUGUUUCCACUGAGGGGCUCGAAGCCGUGCAUGUGGACCCGGCAAAAGCCAUCGGCGACCUGCAUUUGAAGAGCGAGAGCAAAGAAGAGCCUCUUUUCCCUAAAAGUAAAGAAGGAAAACCUCGUCCGCCUCACAUAUACGAAAGAAGAACUCGAAAGCAUAAAAACGUCACAGUCAAUGCAUUUCCUAUUGUUCAAGUGGAUCGGUUGCCCGAUCUCUUUAAUAUAAUUCAAAAGUUAAAUGGAGCGAAAAGUAUUUAUUCCCCUCAAGUCGAUAGCACAUACGAGUGGAUAACCAAAAUCCUAGAAGUUGCUACUGGAAAUGAGAACGAAGGGCAACCGCUAGUGGUAUUUGUGCGCAACUUUCAUACGACUCUGAACGUCAGCAAGUUGCUAAUGAAAAUCUCUAAAAUACGCGAGACAACCCCUUUAGCGCUGGUCGGUAGCAGCGAAAUCUUUAGAAGCCGCCAUUUGAGCGAAGAAGAGGCAGAGGACGAGGGCGGUUUUCCCAGGCCAGCGAAUAGCAAACCGGUAGAGCCACGCAUGCUGGAGCUGCGAACCUUUGCUUUUGGUGUCCCGUGGGUCACUUUGGCCAUUGAAGACCCCAAAGUCCCAUCUGCGAAGGACGCUUGGACGAAGAUACUUUUGAAUGAUCGCUUUUUACUUGCUUUGCGGCAUAACCACUUUCAGUUCGCAAAGGUCCUGCGGAGUAUGUCUGUCGCCUCUCAGAACUAUUGGACGGUCGAUAAAGUUCAAAAAAUCAUUCUGAGUUUGGCAGAUGCUGAAAAAAUUAUCGGUUGGGGGACUACUUUGGAGCUCAUCGAGAAGAGCACGCAGGACGAUGUGAACUCCUCCAAGCCGUUGACACUUUCUCCCGCGAGCUUGCAGAAAGCAGUUGAUCUCUACUAUUCGCAGCUCAACGCGGAAGCCUGCAGUCCGGAAAAACCAAGCUCUCUUAGUGCUGCACAGCUCCGUGACGGCGCCUCCUCGUUUCCUUUAGAAAAGGCCUUUCCCAGAACCGCCCACAAUGCGUUUUCCCCUCCUGCCGAGCUCAACACUUAUGAGACUGCCUUGGUGCCCAAUCUCUACUCUCCAGGCGCCGUCGGCAUCAAGUAUUCUGACAUUGGCAGCCACGACUCUCUUAAGGAGAUGCUCUAUGAGCUUGUGACUCUGCCGAUUCAGCGCCAGGAGCUUUUUAAGAGAGGCCUCCUUGCAAAGUCCAUCAGUGGGAUUCUCCUUUUCGGCCCUCCCGGGACCGGAAAAACACUGCUGGCCAAGGCGCUGGCAGCUGAAUCUGGCUGCCAUUUUCUUUACAUAAAGCUUUCGAACUUACUGAACAUGUUCAUUGGGGAAAGUGAAAAGAACGCGAAGGCUGUUUUUUCUCUCGCGCAUAAAUACGCGCCGUGUAUUAUCUUCAUGGAUGAGGUCGACAGCAUCUUUUCUAGGCGGACAUCCGACGAGAGAAACCCGAUAAAGCGUGAUGUGCUGAACGAGUUGAUGUCCGAGUGGGACGGGAUAACAACUGGUGACUCUAGAGUCAUAGUAGUAGGCGCCACAAAUCGACCCUACGAUCUUGAUGAUGCCGUACUGAGACGACUUCCCCGGCGUCUAUUGGUUGAUGUUCCCAAUCUUGAAGCAAGAAUCCAGAUCUUAAACGUGCUUUUGCGGGACGAAAUAUUGUGCGAAACGGUCAGCAUAGAAAGGCUUGCAGAAAUGACUCACGGAUUCACCGGAAGUGAUCUGAAGAAUAUGUGCCUCUCGGCUGCCAUGCUUUCUGUUAAGGAGUUUUUGAGCCUUGAGAAGCAACUGAAUCCUCCGGAAGCACCAGUUAUCACCUUCGAUAACUUUGUUAAAGCGAGAGCGACCUCAAAGAGUAGCAUCAGCGAACACUCUUUCUCUAUCACUAAACUGAGAGAAUGGAAUAUUCAAUAUGGCAUGGGAGGUGAUAAGUCAAAGAAGUACUUUGGCUUCCAAUCUCCCACGGUGGAAAGUACAGAGAACAAAGAUUAUCAGAAGCUGAAAAGUUCUUCGAAAAAAGGAGACUUUUUUUCUUUGAAUAAUAAUUCUAAUGCGAAGAAAUAGAAGCUAAAGUAUUAAAUUAAUAAUUUCAA
Zophobas morio is the source of this 2828-nucleotide messenger RNA. RefSeq lists its product as uncharacterized. The transcript has 20 exons. Gene Ontology annotation, cellular component: mitochondrial outer membrane. NCBI's taxonomy places the organism in Eukaryota, Metazoa, Arthropoda, Insecta, Coleoptera, Tenebrionidae. Gene Ontology annotation, molecular function: ATP binding; ATP hydrolysis activity. Bases 28 to 2799 code for a protein of 923 amino acids. The record is from RefSeq and is a predicted model, not a curated record.